GCCCAGCCCAGUGCCAGGGAGAGGAGAUGGGCGCAGGACGGGGCGUCCCCAUGGCCCAGCUGGCCCUGCUCACCCUGCUGGCCCUGCCGGGUGCCGGGGCGGUGACAGUGGAUCAAGUGAUCUCCCAGGCGGAGUUCUACCAGCGCACGGACCGAUCCCAGCAGGGGUCUGGGCAGUACAUGCAGGAGUUCGACCAGGAUGAGACCUUCCACGUGGACCUGGAGAGGAAGGAGACGGUCUGGCGCCUGCCUGACUUCAGCAAGUUCACCAGCUUCGAGGCCCAGUUCGCCCUGCGCAACAUCGCCAUAACCAAGAACAACCUGGAGAUCCUGAUCAAGAGGUCCAACCGCACACGGGCCGAGAACGUGCCCCCUGAGGUGACCGUGUUCCCCGAAGACCCCGUGGAGCUGGGGGAGCCCAACGUCCUGAUAUGCUUCGCGGACAAGUUCUCCCCACCUGCGCUCAGCGUCACAUGGCUGAAGAACGGGCAGGAGGUGACCAAGGGCGUCUCCGAGACCGACUUCUACCCCCGCCAGGACAACUCCUUCCGCAAGUUCUCCUACCUGCCCUUCCUCCCCAGCCAGGGCGACUUCUACGACUGCCGGGUGGAGCACGGGGGGCUGGCCGAGCCCUUCACGAAGCACUGGGAAGCCCAGGUGCCCACCCCCGUCCCCGAGACCACAGAGACCCUGGUGUGCGCCCUGGGCCUGGCUAUGGGCAUCGUCGGCAUCAUUGCGGGCACCAUCCUCAUCGUCAAGGGGAUGAAGAUGAACGCCGCCCGCAACCCGCGGGGCCCCCUAUAAACACAGGGAGGAGUCAGAGCCCUCGAAUCCGCCCGGUGCCUUCGUGGGACCCACUCGCACGGCCCCCUCCCCUCCCGCUGCCCCCAGCAUCCCUGCUCCGCUCCCGUCGGUGCCAGCUGCUGUACCCAGCCAGGAGCCCCCCCGACCCGUAACCGUGACAUCCAACCCGUUAGAGACUCACUGGGGAGCCGGUGCCUCCGGUUGUCCCUGCGCCCACUCUGUGCUUGGGAUGGGGGAGCCUAUGCAGGGAGAGGGCUGCUGCCCCGUGGGGUGGGAAUGGGGGGUCGCCCCCUCGUCAGGGGCAGCAGGGCCCACGGGGCUGAUCCAAACCCCACUGCCGUCAUGGGGAAGGUUUCUCUUGACUCCAGUGGGCGCUGGAUUGGGCCCCAAGCCCGGCCCCUAUUGGCCAGCGGCUGCUGUCAGUCACCCCAGGUAAAGCCCCUCCAGCCAUUACCCAGAAGGCUUUGGGCCUGAUUUGGCCAUUCCCGGUCAAUGGGGUCCCGGUGGGGCAGGAUCGGGCCCAUGGCUGGGGGUGGGGCAGCCCCAGUACCCGGCUAACAGCCCCAUCGCACCCGUGUGCGGCUCCCCGGGGUCCAGCCCUGCUGAGCCCAGCGCGGGGUCCGUGUGGGACGGGCCCAGUCCCUGUACAGCCCCCGCCCUGCGCCCCAGGUGUGUCACAGCCCUGCCCCCCCCCCCCCCAUCGCUCUGCAGCUUUGCUAACAGCAAUAAAGUGGGUUUGGGACGUU
This is a messenger RNA of Mauremys reevesii (Reeves's turtle), 1549 nucleotides long. RefSeq names its product HLA class II histocompatibility antigen, DR alpha chain-like. Gene Ontology annotation, cellular component: membrane; MHC class II protein complex. The record is from RefSeq and is a predicted model, not a curated record. Lineage: Eukaryota; Metazoa; Chordata; Testudines; Geoemydidae. Gene Ontology annotation, biological process: antigen processing and presentation of exogenous peptide antigen via MHC class II; immunoglobulin production involved in immunoglobulin-mediated immune response; positive regulation of T cell activation. The coding region runs from base 27 to 803 and encodes 258 amino acids. Gene Ontology annotation, molecular function: MHC class II protein complex binding. The transcript is spliced from 5 exons.